AUGCCGCAUCCAAGCACAGGAUGCCAGACUUGCAAAAAUAGACGAAUCAAGUGUGAUGGAGCCAAGCCGACAUGUCAGAGAUGUACAAAGUCACAGCGUCUCUGCGUGGAGUCGAUUGAUACCAAACGAGCUUGUCUUUCGAUCCACAGUGAGAAUCUUUAUGCAAGCGGCAAGACAAAGAGGCCUAGGGGUCCUCGUUCAAGUUUAACCCUCUUCCGCCCAAAUUCUGACCUACCGUCACGAGCCGUGGCGUACUAUCUGAACUAUUACCUUGGCACAGCCAUAAACCUGCCGACAGUUUCGGCCUGCAUGUCUGAAUGCCUCACCUCAUGGAAAGCAUCUGGAAGGGAAUCUGGCAUGGUCGACUUGGCUAUAUCUUCCUUGGCCCUUGCCAUCUUCUCACGCACACAAAAGCACCGCCCGGCAGCUAGGGAAGCGUUCAAGGCAUAUGGUCGCCUUCUAAGCGUUGCGAAAGAGGAGAUAACCCAAGCAAAAAUUCUGACUCGCUGGCCGGAGGGCAUCGACGAAUGCCUGCUAACAGUUGUCCUAAUGGGCUGGUACGAAACCACCAUGCAUAAGCUUGAGUAUUUCGGCCCCAAGGACGCGAUUGCCCCUAUGCACAGUUGGUCGCAUUAUGAUGGCGCAAUGGCAAUCCUAAGGGCGUGGAAUAUGAGCUACAACGCCCCGUCGAGUGUAGUGAAGCAAGCUCGACGUGGAAUAAUCCGCCUGGCUUUGCUCAGAAGUUACCAACUUCCAGACUGGAUUUUGGAUGGCCAUCGGUUCGGCGAACGUUCUAUAGAUCUUUCGUUUGACAAACUCCUAGUUCAAGCGGCCAAUUUGCACCAUGCAUUGAAGUGUCACAAAGUGAAGAAGAGUUUGCAUGCUCCCAUGUCUGAGCACCUUGAGCACCAAGCGCGCGAGCUUGACGAGGCUAGUCAAGAUUGGGCAGGCCAGAUACCCAGCGCAUGGUCAUACCGACCAUUGGACUUAGCAGAAACUAGCCAGUGGUCCAGGGUGGACUUCUAUUCCUCUACUAUCUAUUGCUGUACAAACCAUGGAUAUGCCACAGUAUGGAUCAAUUAUUUCACCAUAAGGAUGAUCAUCCUUAGUACGUAUCUCGGUCUCCUCAAACUCGAUCCUCCAUCUGAAUUCAUCGGCAGCGCUUCCGGAAAGGAGCGUUUUGCGUGCAGUAUUCAGUUGAAGGAAAUGGCCGACAGCCUCGCAUCCACCGUCCCUUUCUGCCUAGGACGAUUUGAGCUAGGCAAGUGCCAUGAUCUGGACACAUCCAACGAACCAACAGUCAUUCUAAAGACGAAUGAAAGGAUUCUCCCUGCUCUUGCACUCCCAGCUGUCUGGCCAAUGUCCGUGGCCUCGGGUCUCGAUGGGGUUGAGCCAGCGCAACAGCUGUGGUUCUCUACGCAACUAGCACGUUUAGGACAAGUCCUCGGUGACGGUGCCCUCGAGUGUGCUGGCACCGAUCAGUGGAGACAUGAACUAUGA
Trichoderma virens Gv29-8 is the source of this 1500-nucleotide messenger RNA. RefSeq lists its product as uncharacterized. Gene Ontology annotation, biological process: regulation of DNA-templated transcription. The transcript has 2 exons. NCBI's taxonomy places the organism in Eukaryota, Fungi, Ascomycota, Sordariomycetes, Hypocreales, Hypocreaceae. The record is from RefSeq and is a predicted model, not a curated record. Bases 1 to 1500 code for a protein of 499 amino acids. Gene Ontology annotation, molecular function: DNA-binding transcription factor activity, RNA polymerase II-specific; zinc ion binding.